Messenger RNA from Dichomitus squalens LYAD-421 SS1, 3734 nucleotides. RefSeq lists its product as uncharacterized. The record is from RefSeq and is a predicted model, not a curated record. The transcript has 8 exons. Gene Ontology annotation, molecular function: ATP binding; protein kinase activity. Lineage: Eukaryota; Fungi; Basidiomycota; Agaricomycetes; Polyporales; Polyporaceae. Gene Ontology annotation, biological process: protein phosphorylation. The coding region runs from base 123 to 3248 and encodes 1041 amino acids.
GGUGAGGACAACGACGACCACCGACGACGGCGACAACGACAUCGACCCCUGUACCCAUUUUUCACCCUCAACCUAUCCUCUGGCGACGCCGGAAGGGCCGAUACUUGCACCGCACCUCUGGCAUGGCCCAAAGACGCACCGGGCAUCGCUCAGCUUCCCUCCAAGACUCUGCCAUCCUCAGCCGACGCAAACUCCAGGCAAGACGCGCUACUGCUGCUCGACGACGCGUCUUCGGCUUCAACACCAACGCCUACAUCGACUCCCAGCCUUCUUCUCGCGCGUCGGGCAGUUCUCCCCCACUCUCUCCCCGCCAAGUCCUCGUCCCCGUCCACUUCAACCUCCGUCGUCUUCCUUCACGUAUCCUCUCGGAACGCAAGCACGAUAUGCGCGAUGCCGCAAAUGCUUAUGAUGUCUCCAUCGGCAUGAAGCGCAAACGCGUCGUGAGCGGCAGCGAGAACACGUCUAAUGCAAGAGGCGCUCGUUCCACGAGCCGCGCCAAGCGGCGCAAGGCUCUUCCCGAUUCGAGCGACGAGGAGCCCGUGAGUGGAAUGGAUGUGGAUGAGGAACAGCAGGAGAUAUGGGACGGUUCGGAUAAUUCUGACGAUGAUGAAGAAGCUCUGGACUCCUCCGAUAACUAUCUCAUCAACGAGGCGCCGCCACGCCGUCUGCUGCGACUCCGCAAGGAUGAGCUUGUACAACUCUACGCAGCGGCUGGUCUCACGGACGACGCCGAGCUUCUCACCAAGCCUGAGAUCGUCGACUGCAUCAUAGCCGCCCGUGACGAUGUGGCUGACCUCCCGCCCUCAUCCCCCGGUGUUGCAGACAGUGGCUCGAGUGACUAUUCUUCUGACGGCGGUAACGUUGCCGGCGGGGAAGAGACGGAUUUCGGGACACGCCUCCGCAAUGGGCUUCGCAGGAGGGCAACCGUGCAUGACCUCAGUCGUGCCACGCGCAGAUACCCCGCUGACCGGAGCCUGUCUAUGAGCCACAUUGAGCGAUCGUCCGCGGAGCUCUCCCCAACACAUGGGAAGCGCAAACGUGGGCCGCUCGAUACUGUCGCCACACAGCCUGCCACAGGCGUCUCCACCAGGAGGCGUGGAAACAGCAAUGCGAGCUCCAGUCGAUCAUCGCCGACGUCAUCGAGGAUGUCUUCGGUGCUUCCAUCUCCGCCUGCCACGCGCCUCCGCUCGCGCAAGGCGUCAGGCGAGAUCCAUGCGAGCCCGAGUUCGUCAGGCACAAGCAAGGGCAAGUCUAAGGCAAAGCAUGUCGGCUUCAGCGACGAGGUCGAAGUUACGCGGCUACCUUCGCCCCCAGAGGCAGAGGACGAGAGUGACCUAACCGACUUGACCGAAGUUGAGGACUCGAUCAACAAGCUCAGGCCCAGCCCGCGGCGUCUACGGAGCAAAGGCUCCGUGAGCCGAUUGACGAACGACAGGUCGCGGCCCGAGGAGUCGCCGGACAACCGGAGGGUGACUCCGAUGCGGAAAGCGAAGGGCAAAGUCGGGAGUCUGUAUGAGAGCACGGACGAGGAGCUGGAGGUUGAGGCGGACGAGGACGAACUCGCGUCUGAUGCUCAGGAGGAUGACCAGGAGGAGGAGGAGGUCGAUGAGUUGCAGGAGCCGAUAUCGCCCAACGCCACGCCGAGAGCAGUCAAGACGGCUCCAUUCGGCCGGCGGACGCCUGUAAGGAAUCGGCUCCGGGCGCGGCACUUGCAGACGCAUACGCCGCCGAGCGAUGGAGACGACGAGGAUAGUGAGGAGGAGGGAACGGUUGUGGCGGGUGAGGAGGGUGAUGAUGAGGGAAGUGGGGAAGAGACGGAGCAAGCAGAAUCGGGACGGCGGUUACGGAAUGGGAAGAUCGUCGCUGAGGAAGAUGUCGAGGAGGACAUCGGUGAGGAAGACGAUGAGGACGAGGAAGAAGAGGAGGAGGCGGAGGAAGAAGUGGAUGAUAGCGAGUCUGUCGCGUCAACGCUUGGUGAUGAGGAUGAGGAUGCGGAGGGCGAGGAGGAUGAAACGAUGGAUGAUGAUGACGUCGAUCUCACUGUCGCUACCGCGAAGACUCUUGUGCGCUUACGCAGGGACGACCUUGUCCGGUUAUGCGAGACCCGCGACAUCGAUGCCACAGGGACGAAGCCCCAGCUCGCUGAGGCACUCCUCCAGUGGCGAGAUAAGCACUGUAGCGAGGCCACCACAUCUGCACCGUCGUCCACUGGCACAGCACGUCCCCCCUCGACCGCCCGUGCCCCGCGGCGUCGCAAGACGCGCUCGAAGUCCGGGUCGGGCAGCCCUAUACCUCCCGUGCUCCUUCGCUCGCAUGUGCACAUGGACGAGCCUCGGACGCCACCGCUCUCUACCAGGGCGAGAGAGAGGGACGGCGAGGGCGACAUUGAGCUGGACCUGGAGAGCCUCGGGUUGGAGGAUCGCGAGAUCCCCCCUGAGAAACUUACGAAGCUCGAGAAGAUCGGCAGUGGCGGCUUCAAGGAUGUGUUCAUUGGCAAGUUCAAGGGUCGGCGGGUCGCCAUUGCGGAGUUCCGUGGGCAAUUGAGUCAGAUGGAUAUCAAGGAGCUCAAGUUGCUAGGAGACUUCGAUCAUCCCAACAUCGUCCGCUUCCUUGGCGUGAGCAUCCCCGAGAACACACGCGAGACGCCGGUUAUGAUCGUCAGCGAGCUGUGCUCAAAUGGUGACCUCUUCGAUUACAUCCGCAAUGUCAACCCCCCUUCCCUGUACCGUGUGCUCUGUAUCAUGCUCGAUAUCGCGAAAGGCUUAGAGUACCUCCAUCUCCGCAAGCCGUCCAUCAUCCACCGCGACUGCAAGUCAUCAAAUAUUCUUAUCACGUCUAAAGGCGUCGCCAAAAUCACCGACUUCGGCCUCGCGAAAGUCAAACAAUCCACGCGCUCAAUGGUCCGCAGUCUCGUCGGUACCGUCAACUGGCAAGCGCCGGAGCUCUGGCACCCUGCGCCGAAGUACAAUCACAAGGUCGAUGUCUUUUCAUGUGCAAUGGUCUACUGGGAGAUCCUGCAGUGGCAUGUCAAAGACAAGAAGUUUCCUUGGGAGGGCAUGAACGAGCAUGCGAUCUACGACGCUGUCGGCGCUAAGAAGCAGAGACCAUCUGUAGCCGGACUGCGCAAGCAGUGGUGCCCGGAGAUCGUCGACCUGAUCGAGCAUAUGUGGGCGCAAGAUCCCGCAGACCGCCCCACGAUGUCCGAAGUCGUCCAGGAGGUCGAGCGCAUCAAGUCCUCGUGCCGGUAGCCCCUACGCACGCCACACAAAAGCUUGGCAAGCCCGCCUAUCGUCAUUCAUCGCUGUUGGUUACAGAUCAAGCUCAAGCAUUAAGUAUCGUACUCACAUCCCAACUACUAUCAUGCAUUCGCCGGCCCCGCACCUAUUGCACGCACUGGGACUAUGAUAUGACUCUCCACUAUGCCUUAUUUCGACGCCCGCCCUGCUCGUUUACCACUUGUGCUUGUCAUGCUUCUGAUCGGUGUCAAUACUGAUGUCGAGCGGGCGGGCGAGGGGUUGUCAAUGUUGCCGCUGUCGCUUUGUAACGGAGUUUUGUUGGGUGUCGCCAGCUGUGGCCAAGUUCUCAUUUUUGUAUAGCAUUAUCACUUUGUGGUUUCGCUUUCAUCUCUCCGCCACGUCUUGUUCGUGCCUCAUUCUUCCUCGAACUCGUCUACGUCUACCAACUGCAAUUAAGCUCAAUUAAACCCAUCGAUCAUCAUUGUAUCUUAGCCAACC